Molecule: messenger RNA, 1605 nt
Organism: Eimeria necatrix
Lineage: Eukaryota; Apicomplexa; Conoidasida; Eucoccidiorida; Eimeriidae
Exons: 8
Coding region: 1-1605 (534 amino acids)
Biological process (GO): proteolysis
Molecular function (GO): serine-type endopeptidase activity; ATP-dependent peptidase activity
Source: RefSeq, a predicted model, not a curated record
AUGGGAGGGCCUUGUCGGCCCCUGCUGCUGCUGCUGCUGCUGCAGAUGGCAGCAGCAGCAGCAGCACACUGCAGCUCGCCUUGCCGCAUUCUUGGUAAGCCAAGCUCUAUACAGCAGCAGCAGCAGCAGGCAAUGCUGCAGCAGCAGCAGCAGGCAAUGCUGCAGCAGCAGCAGCAGCAGCAGGCAAUGCUGCAGCAGCAGCAGCGGCGGCCUUCUCUAGCCGCUUCGUGGCUAGUGCGCGCGCAUGACUCUACACCUUCAAGUAGCAGCAGCAGGAACUUCUGCUGCAGCAGCAGCAGCAGGCAAUGCUGCAGCAGCAGCAGCAGCAGGCAAUGCUGCAGCAGCAGCAGCAAGGCUGGGCUGCUGCUGCGGCGCCCACAGUGCGCCUCGCGGCUGGCUGCUGCUUCCUUUGGAAGCAACGAAGAGGCCCACAAGCUGCAAAACUUGGAGCAGCAGCAGCUGCUGCAGCAAAUGCAGCAGCAGCAACUGCAGCAGCAACUGCAGCAGCAGCUGCAGCAGCAACUGCGCGAGCAAACAGCCCCACCCCCGUCGCCGCCCGACUUGGCCUCCGCUUUGCUGCAGCGCAGCUUGCUGCUGCUGGUGGAGCCCCUCUCUGCUGAGGUGUCUCGACAGCUCACGGCGCAGCUGCUGCACUUGGGGGCCUCCGGAGUUUCUGCUGCUACUCUGCACAUCAGCUCUCCCGGCUAUGGGACAGAUGCCCAGGGAGCGCAGCAGGGCGGGGACUUGGAGUGGCUGCCGGUGGCGGCGUUGCUGCUGCAGCACCGAGCAGCAGCAGCAGCAGCAGCGGGCAGCAGCAGCAGCAGCAGCAGCAGCAGCAGCGGGCAGCAGCAGCAGCAGCAGCAGCAGCUAACUGUAACCACAAUAGCCCUGGGGCAUGCAGGGGGCCCUGCUGCUCUUCUGCUUGCCUGCGGCGCAGCAGGAAGGCGUUUCGCAACGCGCAAUACGUGGGUGAGCCUCAAGGCCCCUCCCAUUUGCUGCAGCGGCACUGCCAAGGAAAUUGCAGCAAGGGCGGAAGCGGCGCGCAGCGACCGCGAGCUGUACAUACACUUGCUGCUGAACGCCGCAGCGCAGCAGCAGCAGCAGCAGCAGCAGCAGCAGCAGCAGCAGCAGCAGGAACUGCAGCAGCAGCGAGAGGCACGCCUGAGGCAGCUGGUUAUUGACGGGGGCCUCCUUGAUGCUGAGGAGGCGAAGGCACUCGGGCUAAUAGACGAGGUACAGCACCUGCAGCAGCAGCAGCAGCAGCAGCAGCAGCAGCAGCAGCGGGGUGGGAGCAGCAGCAGCAGCAGCAGCGGGGUAGGCCUGCUUCUGUCCUUAUUUCAGCAGCAGCAGCAGCAACAGCAGCAGCUGCUGCAGCAGCAGCAGCAGCAGCAGAACUUGACAGUGACGGGAGACGCGGGUAGAGACAGAAAACACUUAAAAAACUUCGCUGCCAACGGGAGCGCCAAAGACUUAGGAUACCUGGCCCCUGCAGCAGCAGCAGCAGCAGCAGCAGCAGCAGCAGCAGCAAGGGAGCUGCAGCAGCGAAUGCGGCGGCAGCAGCAGCUGCAACAGCAGCAGCGGCUGGUGCGCCAGGUGCCGCGGUAG